Molecule: messenger RNA, 648 nt
Organism: Quercus lobata
Lineage: Eukaryota; Viridiplantae; Streptophyta; Magnoliopsida; Fagales; Fagaceae
Exons: 2
Coding region: 1-648 (215 amino acids)
Source: RefSeq, a predicted model, not a curated record
AUGGGACAGGAUAGUAGUUAUCGACGUAGAUCAAGGACUCCUCUUAGUGAGUCUUUCUCAUAUGAAGAGGAAAACCAUCGUGAAUGCAAGUACAAGAGCCCAACACGCAGAAGACUAGGAAAUGAUGCUUUGAGCAAAGCGUUGCACCAGAUUUCCAAAUCGCCCUUCACACGCAGGAUUGAAGGGGCAACCCUUCCUCGGCAUUUCCAUCAGCCAAUGUUCACCAUCUACAAUGGACGAAUGGACCUGGUGGAACAUGUAAGCCAUUUCAAUCAGAGAAUGGCUGUCCAUUCUAAGGACGAAGCCUUGAUGUGCAAGGUGUUCCUAUCCAGUCUGGGACCCGUGGCGAUAAGAUGGUUCGACGGCCUAAAGGCAGAUUCCAUAGAUUCCUUCAAGGAGCUCACCCGGGCUUUUGGCUCUCGUUUUAUUACGUGUACCAGGGUCCCUCGACCCAUAGAUUCCCUACUGUCCUUAUCCAUGCGAGAAGGAGAGACUCUGAAGAAAUAUUCGGACAGAUACUGGGAAAUGUUUAACGAGAUUGAUGGCAACUUUGAUGAUGUGGCCAUCAGCAACUUUAAGGCCGGCCUCCCAACUGAGCACGAUUUAAAGAAGUCUUUGACUGGCAAACCUGUCGCUAGUGUACGCUAA